Messenger RNA from Cetraspora pellucida, 300 nucleotides. Lineage: Eukaryota; Fungi; Glomeromycota; Glomeromycetes; Diversisporales; Gigasporaceae. The record is from the annotation of a GenBank genome assembly.
AUGCGACAAUUACCAAUGAACAAGCCGUUUAAGCAACGUUGCUUUUGCGGGUCUACCGUUCCUACAAGAGGGUUCGGUUACGUUCCUUCCUCGGAUAUGUUGAAAAAAGGGAGACGAAGAAGAGUUCGAGCCUUAGUAAAAUUAACAAUAAAACGAAAGUACGAAGAAAAUAAAGAUGAAUACGAUGUGAAGAGGAGAGAUAUGAAAGAUGAACUCGAUGUGAAGAGAAAAGAUAUGAAAGAUGCGAAGCUCGGAAAAUUGAUAAGCUCCUCUAUGAAAAUGUUCGAUAAACUGGACUAG